AAUAGCAGUGGAUGUAAACCCUUCAUCCCACUGCCCACCAGAACCAGUGAGCAACCAUGAAGGCCUUCAUCUUCCUUGCUCUCCUGGGAGCUGCUGUUGCUUUCCCCGAUGAUGAUGAUGACAAGAUUGUCGGGGGCUACACCUGCCGAAAGAAUUCCAUCCCCUACCAGGUGUCCCUGAACGCUGGCUACCACUUCUGUGGUGGCGCUCUCAUCAAUGACCAGUGGGUGGUGUCCGCUGCUCACUGCUACAAGUCUCGAAUCCAGGUGCGUCUGGGAGAGCACAACAUUGAAGUCGUUGAGGGCAAUGAGCAGUUCAUUAAUGCAGCCAAGAUCAUCCGCCACCCCAAAUACAAUGCCCGCACCAUCGAUAAUGACAUCAUGCUGAUUAAGCUGAGCUCACCUGCCACCAUCAGCUCUCGCGUCGCCACUAUUUCUCUGCCAGGAACUUGUGCAGAUGUUGGUACCCAGUGUCUCAUCUCUGGCUGGGGCAACACCCAGAGCGUCGGCACUAACUACCCUGAGCUCCUGCAGUGCCUGGAUGCUCCCGUCCUCUCUGACAGUGUUUGCCGCAAAGCCUACCCAGGCCAGAUCACCAACAACAUGAUGUGUCUGGGCUUCCUGGAGGGUGGAAAGGACUCUUGCCAGGGUGACUCUGGUGGACCUGUGGUCUGCAAUGGACAGCUCCAGGGCAUUGUCUCUUGGGGCUAUGGCUGUGCUAUGAAGGGCAAACCUGGUGUCUACACCAAGGUCUGCAACUACGUGAGAUGGAUUCAGGACACCAUGGCUGCCAACUAAGCACAUUUAUCUCUUCCUGACCCAUCCCUGUUAGACAACUUCAUCUUCCUAUGCCUAAAACAGUACCUAAAUAAAAAUAUUUUGUCCUGCACUAAA
Molecule: messenger RNA, 893 nt
Organism: Myotis brandtii (Brandt's bat)
Lineage: Eukaryota; Metazoa; Chordata; Mammalia; Chiroptera; Vespertilionidae
Product: cationic trypsin-3
Exons: 5
Coding region: 57-797 (246 amino acids)
Biological process (GO): proteolysis
Molecular function (GO): serine-type endopeptidase activity
Source: RefSeq, a predicted model, not a curated record